CGCAGUCGAUUCCGUCGAAGGUAAACACGCGGACCGCGAAGGAUCGGUGAAAAACAAUCGAUUACCGCGUUACGCGCGGCCGACGUAACUGCGCACCGUAAAUCCGUUGUACCCGAGUACAGUUCCCGCCGCGCGCGCUGGAAACCAGUUUGGCUCGAUCAAAACAUCCUCCUGAAACCGCCCGCGCGGCGUCCUCGCUCGGACCUUCGUCCUUCCGAAUCCGCGCUCGAAACGCUUCUCUCCGCGACUUCCGCCGCGCGGAGCGGGCCGACACCGAUAACCCUUCACCGCGGCGCGAAGACACCUCGGCAGACUCCGCUCGCAACGGGAUUCGCCGACGCUCGUAUCGCGAACACGGCGAUUACGUCGUCCGGCCGAUAUCCCCGCUCGAGCCGCGCGCGUUUCACCCGUGACUAGGCCGUCGGUCGAACAAAGUGCCUGACGCAACCGAUCCGAGCGAGCAUAUCGGCGCGCGUCCGAGUAGCGAAACUUUCCUCGCGAUCUGUGCAAUCCACGUCGUUCUUUCCAUCGCGUCGAGCAAUUGUCAAGGGACCAGCGACCGAUCCAACGCAGGAAGAGGAACGAAUCGUCGCGUUCGACGAGGAGACAUGCGAGCGACUUUUGCGAUACUCGCCGUCGUGGCAUUGGCGAGCCGCGCGGCGGGCCAAGCGUCGACGAAUUGGGUGGACGCGCUGACGCAGAACAUCCACGCGUUGACCAGCGACAUCCAGCGCAACGUGGGCCAGCUGAACCAGCAGAUCCAGCAGACCGUGAACACCGAGACGGCCCGAGCGCAUCGCCUGGCGAGCAACCUGCAGCAGGGGAUCGGCGCCGGCUCGGUGCAGCUGGUCGGCGGCGGCGGCAACGUCGUCCUGACGGACGACAGGGGGACCAGGUUCGUGAAAUCGGGCCGCACGUCGGACGGCAACGCGUACGUCUACGAGAGCUCGAGCAGCAUCGUGGGCGACACCUUGCGGAACGAGGUCACCGUUCGCUAUCCGGCUCUGAACGUCUCCAGAGCGUUCGGGUUCACGCUGGACCUGAAGGAUGUCCACGCGAAACCCGUCCCCGUCGACGGGUCCAGCUUCUAAUACGGACGACGCGACGAUCAACCGAAUUACGCACGCCCCACGGACGCUGCAGACGCGCGGACCAGUCGAUCGCGACUACCGGAGGACGCGCCGCCUUCGGGGGUCCACCGAUCGGCCGCCGAUCGGCCGCCGAACACGCGCGUCCAACUGGCGCCGAGAGCAACCGGAGAUCGCGCGCCGCCUUCCUUAAAUGGAAAUGCCUCUGGCUUGUCCUCGAUCGCGAUCUUUCUCUCGUUCCCUUCUCGAGCCGGUCACCCGCCUCGCCCUUUUCCCUCCUAACCUUUGCCACGCGUCGCUUUCGCACCUGGCGAGGCGCGUGCCGCUUUUCCGCGACGCGACCGCGUUGCUUCGAUUAACCCCUUGCUCUCGGGAGCUGACGGUCAGUCAGUUGAUUUGAUUUGCGAAAUUCUUAUGUGUAAUAUUCAGCUUUGUAUGAUGCAGCGAUAUGGGGAAUAUUGAAAUAAAAUAACUUUCCUUAAUUUAUGUAUGUUUCCUCGUUAAUUCAUUUCAAAGAACAGCGUUCGAUAGUCGCGACGAUUGUAA
This is a messenger RNA of Nomia melanderi (Alkali bee), 1634 nucleotides long. RefSeq lists its product as uncharacterized. The record is from RefSeq and is a predicted model, not a curated record. NCBI's taxonomy places the organism in Eukaryota, Metazoa, Arthropoda, Insecta, Hymenoptera, Halictidae.